Molecule: messenger RNA, 3106 nt
Organism: Gopherus flavomarginatus (Mexican gopher tortoise)
Lineage: Eukaryota; Metazoa; Chordata; Testudines; Testudinidae
Gene: ERO1B
Product: endoplasmic reticulum oxidoreductase 1 beta
Exons: 16
Coding region: 239-1642 (467 amino acids)
Biological process (GO): protein folding in endoplasmic reticulum
Cellular component (GO): endoplasmic reticulum; endoplasmic reticulum membrane
Molecular function (GO): FAD binding; thiol oxidase activity; protein-disulfide reductase activity
Source: RefSeq, a predicted model, not a curated record
UGUGCGAGUAGGAGGUUGGGGGCCGGGCCCGGCGGCGCAGCGCACACGGGAGCGUGGCUGAGGCGGGUGGAGGUGAGCGCGGCGCCCUCUCCUGACAGGUGCCCGGCAGAGGCAGCGGAGACAGCGUCAGCCGGUCUCGGUGCGCCCGCGUCCAUCCCCUGCCCGGUGCCGAGCCUCUUGGCCGCGCGGCGGAGCGGGGCGAGGGCCCCCCGGGGUGGCGGGGCCAGAGGGGAGCAGCAUGAGCAGCGCCCGCGGAGCCGCCCGGAGAGCAGCGCCGGGGACGGGGCUGGCGGUGCAUCUCCUGCUGCUGGGCAGCAUCUGGAGUCCGGUGGAGGCCCAGCUCACCGGAGUGUUGGAUGACUGCUUGUGUGAUAUAGAAAGCAUUGAUGACUUCAAUACUUACAAGAUCUUCCCCAAAAUCCAGAAACUGCAAGAACGAGACUACUUCAGAUAUUACAAGGUUAAUCUUAAGAGACCAUGUCCAUUCUGGGCUGAUGAUGGCCAUUGUUCUAUCAGAGAUUGUCACGUAGAGCCUUGUCCUGAGAGUAAAGUACCAAUUGGAAUUAAAGCUGGGAGUUCUAAUAAAUACUCAAAAAGAGCAAAUAACACCAAAGAAUUGGAAGACUGUGAACAAGCUAACAAACUGGGAGCAAUUAACAGUACUCUAAGUAACCAAAGUAAAGAGGCUUUCAUUGACUGGGCAAGAUACGAUGAUUCACAGGACCACUUUUGUGAACUAGAUGAUGAGAGAUCUCCAGAUGCGCAGUAUGUGGAUUUGCUGUUGAAUCCAGAACGUUACACUGGAUACAAAGGACCCUCUGCAUGGAGAGUGUGGAACAGCAUCUAUGAAGAAAACUGCUUCAAGCCUCGAUCUGUCUAUCGUCCUUUAAAUCCAUUGGCACCCAGCAGGGGGGAGGAUGAUGGAGAAUCUUUCUACACAUGGCUGGAAGGUCUUUGUCUGGAGAAAAGAGUAUUCUAUAAACUCAUUUCUGGACUUCAUGUUAGCAUCAACUUACAUCUCUGUGCAAAUUAUCUUCUUGAAGAAACCUGGGGGAAGCCUCGUUGGGGACACAAUGUCAAGGAGUUUAUUCAUCGCUUUGACCCUAUUGAAACAAAAGGAGAAGGACCAAGGAGGCUAAAGAAUUUAUAUUUUUUAUAUUUGAUUGAGCUGCGUGCUUUGUCAAAAGUUGCACCAUACUUCGAGCGUUCAUUUGUAGACCUUUACACUGGAAAUGUCCAAGAGGAUGCUGAAUCUAAAACCCUCUUGCUAGACAUCUUCAGAGAUACAAAAUCCUUUCCAAUGCACUUCGAUGAAAAGUCCAUGUUUGCAGGAGAUAAAAAAGGGGCCAAGUCAUUAAAGGAAGAAUUCAGGUUGCAUUUCAAAAAUAUAUCCCGCAUAAUGGACUGUGUUGGAUGCGAUAAAUGCAGAUUGUGGGGCAAACUGCAGACUCAAGGCUUAGGAACUGCUCUAAAGAUUUUAUUCUCUGAAAAAGAAAUUCAGAACCUUCCAGAGAAUAGCCCGUCAAAAGGUUUUCAACUCACACGUCAAGAAAUAGUUGCUCUCAUAAAUGCAUUUGGAAGGCUUUCCACAAGUAUAAAAGAGUUGCAGAAUUUUAAACUUUUAUUACAACAUACUAGGUAAUGAUGGUUUUUUACACAUCCCAGUAGUGACGACUGUUAAAUGACUGCAUCAAGCAAAAAUAAAUCAAUCCUUACAGGACUUGUACUACAAACUGAUUUAAAAAAAUUUAAAAAUCAGAUACCAACUUGAAUAUUUAUGUUUAAAAUAGGAAUGGUUAUUAAUUAGAAAAGAUAUUUAUGAAUGAAGUAUAUGGUUUUUAAACACAUAAAUUAUGCUGAUCUCCUGUCUGUUAAGUUUCUCUCCGGUCAUUGUUCUGUUGUAUCGCCAUUUUAUAUAAUUUUUCUUUGUUUCACUGUUGUCUUUCAUUCAAGGAUAACUGUUUAAGAUUAAAUUACUGUCCCUACAUCUUGAAUGCAAUGUUGAUGUGAACAAACUUGCACUGCAUCAGACAAAAAUAAGUGGUCCUUCUUUUAAAUAUUAGACAUCCAAAAUAUUGUAAGGGAAUAGUCACUGCUUGGCUCUAACUGUAUAGAAAAAAUCCUUAUUUUCUUUUUGUGUUUCUUCAGUUUUCACUUGCUUUUUUACUUCCUUGUAUUGCAUAACUGUAAACAGUGGAAAAUUAAUUAACAGAAACUUUAUUUUGUGCAAUGAGGUCCUUGGCACCUCAUUGAUGCCAACUGUUUCUCACCAUCCCUUUGUUUUUAAACUUCCUUGAGCCACACACGCACACACUGUCAUAACAGCCUUCUCACUGGUGGAAUAAGGAUAAAAAUGAUUUCUCCAGAGCCCUAACUCUACAACUUUGGUCUACCUUAUGGGGUAGUUAGUGGAGCGCUGCUAGCAUGAGGAGCUUUGGUCAGUCAUGCCCUCCAGCCUCCCUUUUUUCCUCUCCUUCCCUAGAAUCACAGGAUCAGUCUUUAGGAAUUGUUCUUUUAGCAUUAUAAGAAGUUAAAAUAUCACACUUCUUUCCCUCUUGGGGCAGUAAAAAUGCAUUAAGAAUGGAUACAGCUUGGAUUGGACUUUAAUGGGGUUAUGUUUGUUGUGCUGCAUGAAAAGGUCAGUGCAAAAAAGGCAGCUUAUUUUGAUAGACUUGAUUUAAAAAAAAAUUUUAAAAUGGCAAAACAUGUCAACAUUUAAUAGUGCAUACUUUUAUCUAUGCAAUCCCUAACCAUAUCUUCUCCAAAAGGAUAUUCAACGUAUUUAAUGAAACGGGUAUAUUAUAGUGCAUUUUAUGUAAAUUGAUUGUUAAUUUGCUCCAUCAGGUUCCAAAAAGUACUACUGAUCAGUAGCAACCAACAGUGGUUUAAGUUUAAAGCUGAAGUAAUAAAAGUAAAUAGUAUUUUUGAACAGCUUGCGUAAGCUGUAAUAAAUGUAAUAUUUAGUGAAGUUAUCUGAGUACAUUGUGAAUGUCAGUAAUGCUGGUACAGUAUAUACAUAUGUCUGUAGCAUCUUUUACUUUUAAACUUAAAACAAUCUUUACAAAACAAAUAAAAAGUGCUCUUAAACCUUCCUCAUCCUACCAAA